AUUGUCUUCACAUACCAUCAUUGUCUUCAAUGUCUUCACACAUUUUUAGGGGUCAUCUCCGGUAGGUAAACCGAAUCAAUGAGGGACUACUACCUGUGUUAUCCUGCAAUUCUCAUAAACACAUUAGUCCCUCAACCAGGUUUGUCGUCAAUACUCUAAAACCAACUAGGGGUGGCACUAGAUGCACUUACAGUUUUGAUGGCUUUUUGCGACAUGUUUGUUAUGUUUCAGAAUAUUUUUGAAACUGAAAUUUGAAAAGAGCAUGAGUUUUGAUAGGAUUUUAUAUAUUCUUCGGUUGCUUACUGUAAUCUUUUGAAACUGAAAUUUGAAAGAGCAUGAGUUUUGAUAGGAUUUUAUAUAUUCUUCGGUUGCUUACUAUAACCUGUACCUUCUGGUAGAUUGAUAUAGAUAUAAUCAUACUGAGUUCCUAUAAUUUCGCCAUCACAAAGAUGUUCUAUUUGUUUGGUUUGAUUUAUUGUGAUGACCAUCAGAAAUCACCUACAUAUGCUAUUCAUACUAUUGAAUUUAGUUCUAGCGACCCCGAGGAAGUAAUGUGUUGUACGCCUGACACAUGAUUGAGAAUUAACUUGCUUGAAGAUAUGGUUCAGCUCCAACCUCUUUUCCAAAUAUCAAUGGGCUGUUGUUUUUGGAAAUUUUGAUCAACACUCCGGAAAAAUGUAUGAUGUGCCUUUUUUACUUUGGAGUAUCAGUAUGCAAACUCCAGAAUUGGAGUAUUAGCAUGAAAACUCCAGAAUGUUUAUGUGGUCCUGAUACACACAUCAUGAAGUUGGUAACUGUUGUGGUAUUUAUAUUCAGAUUUGACAGGAAUAAAAACUGAACCUAUUAAAUAGUUAUGUUAAGCUAGAUGGGUUUACUCAUAUUCCAUCGCUAGACGAACUAGCCGCAAGAAGCACGGUUAAAAUUCAGCUCCAUUUGAUUUACAUUCAGAUCAUCUUGCUGCAACACCACUACUUUUCUUGAUAGCAAACAACCAGUUUCAGUAAUCAUAUAUUGCUUUUCUGAUUUGUUUAUUCUAUUAUACCAUAGAUAUCGUAAGAGAUAGUUAAUCACUUAAUGGAAGUGUUUUGUUCAGUCAAUUGAGUGCCUGCUGGUCUGAUUAGUUUAUGUAUGUCAUAGUUCCUUUUAAUAGUUAUAUAAGUUGCAAUUCCCAGACAAGGCAUAUGUUCUAUUGUUUCUCAGGUUUGUGCAUUCCAAGCCUGCCUUAGGACAACCCUUGUGAUAGUAUGCCUAAGAUAAAGUUAGGCCGUGUCGAAUAUACUGAAGGGUGGGUUCUUAUUGAACCCACAAUCCGUGAGCUGGAUGCCAAAAUUAGAGAAGGUAUGCAUAUUAUCAAGCAUGCUAUCCAUCGAUGUGACCUUUUCAGAUGUCGAUUGAUAUUUCGUACUACAGGAUGAGUACUAAUAUGAUCUGCAUGCACAGCUGAAAAUGAUACACAUGACAGGAAGAGAAAGUGUGAAGCACUCUACCCAAUUUUCCGCAUUUCAAGAAGCCAUUACAUUUAUGAUCUUUUCUAUAGAAGAAGGAAGGAUAUAUCAAAUGAGCUGUAUGUGUUUUGCCUGGACCAGGGUUAUGCAGACCGUAAUCUGAUUGUAAAGUGGAAAAGUGGGUAAACAGAUGGCUAGGCUGCCUUUAGAUCCAAUGUACUCCAAGGCAUUGAUAGUGUCUACCGAAUUCAAGUGCUUGGAAGGAAUGUUGAUUGAUGUUAGUAGCUACAGUUAUCUGCAAUGUGACGACGUACAGGAGCAAUAAGAAGGAUCUCAUGACUUAUCGGCUACCGAGCAGAACCACAUAUAGCCGUGUCUCCUUUGCUGCAUCAAGGAUAGAAACCUUGAUAAAGGAAAAGCUUGUCAUCCUUGAAUGUCUUGUCACCAUACUCCCUGACAUGAGAACCGAUAUUGGAGUCAUUUGGGGGUGCCGUUCUUGCUUUAACCACCUCGUUCCUGCUUUCGCCCAGCCUCAAGGGUGCAAUCAAUCAAAGAGAUGUUGAUAUUCUUUUCAUGUGGAAGAAGCAUGAGCAGUUAAAUGUUGGAUCAGAGGAGAAGCAGAGGGCUCUCAGGGAGGUCAAAGAAACUGUGUUACACAGGAAGCAUCUCGACAGCAGUAUCGAUUUCAUCGGGAAGCUUGUCUUUGGAUUUGAGGGGCCUUCGGUGCUUGAGGCUACUAAAGGCCCUGGCCAGCCAUUAGUAGACUAUUGGGAUUGUCUGAAGACGAUGGUGCGAGUUUUCGAGUCCCAGUGCGGAUCACUCACUCAGUAUGGCACGAAACACAUGAGGGCGUUCACAAACAUCUGCAACAGUGGCGUCUCUGAGACCGAGAUGAAGGAGGCAAGCAUCAGCGCUUGCGACAGCUACAACAUGGGUAAGUGGAGCCCGCUGGUUCUAGGGCACAGCGCCUGGUCGGCUGCACUACAGUAGUACAUGCAUGGGAGCAGUACCAAAUGCUCCAGAGGUUCGUAGCUAGACCUCAUAUAUGGUGUGUGUGUGUACAUAUAUACAUUGUUUUAAACAUGCAAGAAACAAGCCGACGAUGCGCCCCAUGUGGUGUCGGGUCAAUCAGUAGUUUAUGAUCGUGCUCGUGAUUUGACUGUAGUCAGUUGAAAGGCAAUGAUUGUUGUGCAUGCUAUGCAUAUGAUUCGUAUUUGUGGAUUUUGACAUCAAUAGUUUAUCUAGAAGAAAUA
Triticum aestivum (bread wheat) is the source of this 2698-nucleotide messenger RNA. RefSeq names its product vacuolar-processing enzyme beta-isozyme 1. The record is from RefSeq and is a predicted model, not a curated record. The transcript is spliced from 5 exons. Lineage: Eukaryota; Viridiplantae; Streptophyta; Magnoliopsida; Poales; Poaceae. Gene Ontology annotation, biological process: vacuolar protein processing. Gene Ontology annotation, molecular function: cysteine-type endopeptidase activity. Bases 2019 to 2435 code for a protein of 138 amino acids.